Penicillium robsamsonii is the source of this 2172-nucleotide messenger RNA. Its product is annotated as putative glutaminase. NCBI's taxonomy places the organism in Eukaryota, Fungi, Ascomycota, Eurotiomycetes, Eurotiales, Aspergillaceae. Bases 1 to 2172 code for a protein of 723 amino acids. Gene Ontology annotation, biological process: carbohydrate metabolic process. The record is from RefSeq and is a predicted model, not a curated record. The transcript has 2 exons.
AUGCGAUUUAACCUAAGCUCACUCGGGCUAAGCUCCCUCUAUGCAUCGUUGCUCUCUUUCUAUUCGGGCCAGGAGUCGAGUUCAGUAACUCAUCGCCCUGUUCUCCCGCCAUCUUACCCGCUAGCGGUACGCAACCCGUAUCUAUCGGCAUGGAUGCCCAGCGACCGAGUACAGCAGCUUCCCUAUGCCGAACCCCAAUUCUGGGCUGGCCAAGACCUCGGCUGGUCUGUAAUUGUCCGUGUAAAUGGUCAGGCAUAUAGUCUGAUGGGCGUGCCAGACGCGGACGCGAACAAUAUCCGCCCUGCGACAGUGCGUCGUGCUGAGUUUACUGCGACACAUUCAAUAUUUGAUCUCACGGCUGGCCCCGUGGCAAUCACGCUAGAUUUCUUGUCGCCUGUGUCGCCCUCGAACUAUGUUCGGCAGUCGCUUCCUUUUAGUUAUUUAACUGUGCAUGUGUCUAAAUCGCGAGGUCAUGAGAUCCAGAUUUAUUCGGACAUCGAUGCUAGGUGGACUGGCCAAGAAAGCCGCUCACAGCGCGACUUCGAAGAGAAAAACGGCCUAGCCAUCUACUCACUCACCAUCGAAGACGCACCGCUGUAUGCCGAGGCAGACGACAUGGCUCUUUGGGGCUCAGCAAUCCUUGCCUCUCAAUCUUCUAGCUUCACUCAAUUGUCCGCCCUCUCGGGAAGCCUCAAGGAUGUACGAGGUCAAUUCGUCCAGGCCGGUGAACUAUGUGGCGAGGACAGUACCUGGGGCGAGGGAAGUGUUAUCGCAUUGGCCCACAAUCUUGGCAAAGUCACUGGUGGGCUUUCUGUGAACUUCGUGGUCGGGUACGAGAGAGAAGCCGCCAUCAACUACCUGGGAGAAGCGUACACAGGUUUCUAUCGUGCAGAGUAUCCGACCACAUCGAGUGCCCUCUCGUUCUUCUUGGAUGACUACAGCGGCGCAUUGCUGGAGUCAUUGAAACUGGAUCAGGAGCUGGUCGCAUUAUCUGUCGCCGCUGCAGGUCCCAAGUACGCGGAUAUCCUAGCUCUUUCGACCCGACAAGCAUACGGAGGAAUCGAACUGGUUAUUCCCAAUGGCUCUCUCGACACCGGCGAGGUGUUGGCUUUUAUCAAGGAGCUUUCGAGUAAUGGAAAUAUCAAUACCAUCGAUGUGAUCAUGCCCGCCUUCCCAAUCUACUAUGUCAUGGAUCCAGAUUACAUCCGACUGUUGCUGGAACCCGUAAUGAAGUACCUUGCUGCUGAUCGCUGGCAUUUGCCAUACAUGAUCCAUGACCUUGGUACUCAUUAUCCCAAUGCCAUUGGUCAUGAUGACCAAGAAGCAGAGCCAAUGCCCAUCGAGGAGUGUGGAAAUCUGCUUAUCUUAGUUGCUGCAUAUGUUCGAGCCACUGGCGAUAUCGACUGGACUUCGCAAUAUAUGGAGAUUUUCCAGAAGUAUGCAGAUUAUUUGGUGGAUAAUAGUAUUGAUAUUGCUAAUCAGUUAUCGUCGAAUGAUGCAGCUGGACCUCUCGCCAACGAGACAAAUCUGGCAAUUACGGCUGCAGUUGGCCUCAAGGCGUUUGGGGAGAUGAGUGGAUAUGAAUUCUACUCCCGUGUUGGUGAGCAGCAUGCCAAUAUCUUCUUCCAGCAGGGCCUGGGAACAGACAAAGACCAGACACAUUUCGUUCUGGAAUAUCCUGACUGGCCAGCUACUUGGAAGACACCGUACAACCUCUUCCCUGAUGUGUUGCUGGGUCUGGAGGUAUUCACCGACGCUGUCUAUCAGAUGGGAAAUAGCUUUUUUAGAUCUGUUCGUGGCGAAUAUGGUGUGGCUCUCGAUAACCGCCAGGACUGGGCCAAAUCAGAUUGGAAUAUGUGGCUGGCUGGCACCUUUGAGACUAGAACCAGAGACGAGUUUGUCGAUGACCUGUGGUCAUUCAUGACCAACGGAAAACACAAGUGGCCUUUCUCUGAUCGGUAUGUUGCGACUUCUGCGCAUGGAAAUGAGCCGGGAGUUCCUAUCUUGUGUCGGGCCCGUCCAACUGUUGGUGGACAUUUUGCGUUGUUGGCACUUGAGGGUCCUCGAUCCAUUCAGUCCUUAUCAUGUCGAGGUCAAGCAGCGUCAGAGCCUGCCAGACAAAAGUUGGAUAGGCAGCAAUAUCUCGUUGGAAAUCAUAUCGAAGAACUUUGA